Molecule: messenger RNA, 3113 nt
Organism: Annulohypoxylon maeteangense
Lineage: Eukaryota; Fungi; Ascomycota; Sordariomycetes; Xylariales; Hypoxylaceae
Product: alpha/beta-hydrolase
Exons: 2
Coding region: 92-2752 (886 amino acids)
Source: RefSeq, a predicted model, not a curated record
GCAAUUAGGCAAAACAUUGUCAGCCCCAGUUGUUCAGUUUCCAGCCAGCCUUCGAUCCAAUCCUUUCCUUGCGUCCUUGCGUCCGCCCGCUAUGGAUUACUCCGCGGCGUCUAACAAGUCAACCGCCGGAAAUCAACUACCCCCUAUCCCCCGGCAGACUCGCCAACAAUCCCGCAGGAAGGUAAUCGAUCCUUCCAUGCACCUCCAUCUGCGUGACGACGACAAAGACCGCGCCGGUAUACCUGCUGCCUCUCCCGAAGUUAUAUCAUCUUUAAUCACAAGUUUAUCUGUCAUCUCAAAGCCGGCGAAUAAGCAUUUCGAAGGCCAAAGUUUGUCUCUGCCAAACUCGCCGAACGACCAGCGAGAGGGCAGUUUCGGUGUCGAAUACGGCGCCUUCAAUCAUAAGCUCGGCAGACUACAGGAAGAAGAGAUCGAUCUCGACGAAUUGGCCGCUAGCUCCCCAACGAUUCGGACCGCGAAACCACCGUCCGGCUUCUCUCCCUUAACCGCCCCCAAGUCACCGCGUCGCGAAACCUCAGGCGGACUGAAAUCUCUCCUGCGCAGCUCAUCGAGGCCGUCGUCGAAGGGAUCGCUUUCGUCGCAUGAUGAUACCCGAAGUAUCGGGAACCUUUCGGUUGAACGUGGGAUGCCACCAACCCCUGAGUUGCGUAAACAACGAUCGCACGACAGCUGGGGAAAGAAGCAGUCUCGCAAUAAUAAAGGUCUAAUGUAUAUGAGCUCAAAAGAAAGGUUACGUGUUAGUGACUCGGAGAAGAGGCGAAUAAGUACAGGGUCAAUCGGUGGUAAAUCUAACAGCUUGGGCGGUGUAUCACCCAGGCCUGACACACUUCUUGCUGAGACCCCAAUUCGCGAAGAACCGAGCGAUUCGCCCAUUAAAGAAAAAAUGUACGAUCUUAGCCCAUCAUCCCUAGAUUUCGAUUCUAGCAUCCAGCGACCGAUUCCUACUCGCGACUCUUCCCUACGCAAGACGGGAACCAACGCAAAGAGGUCAUCGCACAGAUCUUCGCGAGGAAAGAGAGAAAGUGAUAACGGACUCGCCGAUACUAUCCCGGAGGAUUCGGAACAUACUCGUUCGCGCGACCCUUCUACCGCGAGGCGACGACAUACAAGUCGCGCCAACUCGGAAGCUGAAACUAGGAAGAGGAGAGACGAUUCUCUGCCAGAAAUGCCACACCCUACGAGAGCGAGCGUAUCUUCUACUAAGAGGGGCCAGGAUAAUUAUGCGCACAAGCGCUCAGGAUCGUAUUCGACCGAUGCGAAUGGGUUUGAGGAUGGUGCUCCGUUCCCGGCGGUAUCACAGAGUAGGAGGCGCAGUGCGCACAGUACCGACCGCAGAAAGUCAGGGCGCACGACUCCGGACCCAGGAGAUAUGAUCAAACCUAAACGAAGCAGUUCGCGACUGAAGCGUCUCUCAGCUGGGCCUAAGAGCCCUGAUCUUGAUAGGAGAAAUGAGGCCACCACCCCCGAACCUAUGGUGGGUUAUGAGCGACCUGCAAGUGCCGAUUCUAUCGACGACGCUGUCGAGUCCUAUCUUUGCUCGCCAAGGCUAUCGCAGAAAAUUCGACACCCGCAGACAGGUCGUAUGAUAUCGUUUUCUGAGGUCGGCGACGCUGAAGGCUCGGCCGUAUUCUGUUGUGUUGGUAUGGGUCUGACUAGAUACAUCACUGCGUUCUAUGACGAGUUAGCGUUGACGCUUAAGUUACGACUUAUCACCCCUGACCGGCCUGGUGUUGGUGAUAGCGAAGCUUACGCUGACGGGACGGCGACACCUCUUAGUUGGCCUGAUGAUGUAUACGCAAUCUGUCAAGCACUCAAGAUUACCAAGUUUUCGAUCCUUGCGCACUCUGCCGGCGCGAUAUAUGCUCUUGCUACUGCACUUCGUAUGCCACAACACAUUCGUGGCCGUAUUCACCUUCUAGCACCGUGGAUCCCUCCGUCGCAGAUGAAUGUGUUCGGCACAUCACAGGCUCUGCCCCCUACCAACGCAAUUCCUACAUCCCAGCGAAUCCUCCGUGCCUUGCCGACCCCGUUCCUUAAGGCGGCAAAUAGCUCAUUUAUGACGGCUACUAGUAGUUCAAUUACCAGCUCAUUACCGAAGAAUAGUCCUAGACGCGGGAAGCGAAAGUCCUCUGCCCCUUCAGCACGUGACUCAACCAUAGGAAACCGCCGAGAUAUCACGCCUAGCUUAGAUAAAGAAAAUAUCCUACAGGAAAAUUCGGGCGGGAAAGGUUUACCACCCACAGCUAGCGAGAAUAUGGACCAGUAUCGCCCAGCUGACAACGAGUUCAAUCCCCAAUCCUCGAUCCUCGAAGCUGCCGCCGACGCAAUCGCAGAUAAGGAAAGGCAGAUGACAUAUGAUAUGCGACUUACCCACGCGAUUUGGGAACUUGCUACUACUGGUGCAAAUCCUGCUGUGGAUCUGCUUGUCUGCCUAGAGCGCAGGCACACGAUUGGGUUCCGUUACGUAGACAUUACGCGACCCGUCAUUAUUCACCACGGCAGUAGGGAUACUCGUGUCCCUGUCGAGAAUGUCAAGUGGCUUGGGAAGACUAUGCGGAGAUGUGAGGUUCGUGUGCUUGAGGGUGAGGGACAUGGGUUGAUGGCCAGUGCCACAGUGAUGGGCUCGGUAUUGAUGGAAAUAAGCAAAGAGUGGGAGGAUUGGAUGGUAUUAACGAAUUCAAACAGGCGAACGGAUGAGCGAGGUAGGAGUAUACGAGCAAGUGCUCGAUAAAAAGGUAUGGUGGAUAUUUGGGGGAAGCAUAUCUGCCACAUCGAACCUGAUAUGGAUCAUACCCUGGCGAAUCGGAGUUCUGCAUUAUGGAUGGUUCUAUGAUGAACUUAAUGGCUAUCAGAGAUCCCACGCAAGGGGACAUUGGUUUUUUUUGUCAUUUUAUAUAUGCGUUGACAGAAUUGGCGAUGCUCAUGUCUUCGAAGCCCCUUCAAUUUACAUGGGCUUAGGAGAUCAAAGUUUAGAAACAAGCUUUUGAGAAGUGAGGAGGAAGUAAGUGUACUCUGUACCAAUAGUCUUAAAUCAUGGCUUAUUAAAAGCCUGUAUUAGUACGUAAUGUCUAACCUGAUAUCUUUUGGAUCAA